This is a messenger RNA of Aspergillus viridinutans, 2295 nucleotides long. RefSeq names its product putative anaphase-promoting complex subunit Apc5. The coding region runs from base 1 to 2295 and encodes 764 amino acids. Gene Ontology annotation, cellular component: anaphase-promoting complex. The record is from RefSeq and is a predicted model, not a curated record. Gene Ontology annotation, molecular function: protein binding. Gene Ontology annotation, biological process: anaphase-promoting complex-dependent catabolic process; positive regulation of mitotic metaphase/anaphase transition; protein K11-linked ubiquitination. Lineage: Eukaryota; Fungi; Ascomycota; Eurotiomycetes; Eurotiales; Aspergillaceae. The transcript is spliced from 7 exons.
AUGAGUCGCUAUCUGACUCCCUCGAAGAUCGCUCUUCUGUGCCUCAUCUCCAUUUACACCGACGGAGUCGUUCCCAACUCCUCCGCAAUUCAUGUUCUUUCCUUUCUUAUGUCAUGUCUCAGUCCUUUGGGAUCAGAUGCAUCUUUAUCUCUGAACAAAGGCGACAGCAACUAUAUCGUCGCCAUUAAUGACCUGGAGGACGCCCUUUCAUCCAAAGCUUCCUCGAUCCCUGGCCGUUCGAUAUGGGAUUUGUUUCUCAAGAAGAUCUGGUCCAUUGAUUCUUGUGACGCUUUGGAAGUAUUUUUCACUGAGAUCAGCGCUAUUCUUGUCAAGUCACGAGAAGAACAGAUCCGCGACAGGGAUAAUGGUCUGGCGCCUGAGACCGGUCGUAUGCGCCUCUCAAGAUGCUCACCACUCGGUGCGUUCGUGAGAAGAGCCCAGCUCGAGUUUACUAGACUUCAGUUCCAUGACUCUGUCAAGCUUUGGAAGGGUUUCGUGCAUUACCGUCUCCCCACGUACCGUGUGUGGUCAAAGAAGAAUCCAUCUGCUGAACGGGACCCCGUGGACAUCAAUUUACUAGAGCUCAAUUUGGACUCAACCAGUCACCUCGCUCAAGUGGCUUAUGGAAAUAUCGAAAUCCAAGAAGAGGAUGGAACUUAUGUCAGCACUAAGGAUGUCGAACGACUGCUGGAGUUUCAGAUUGGCGAGCUACAAAGGCUAGGAGGAAGAGUCCCAGACGGCAUGAAAGAGCAGCUCGAACGUAUCAUGGCGUCUGGCGUCGCAAUACCCAAUCUGACUUACUAUCUAAGAUUCCUCGAUGCGUGGAGAGCCGGAGACUACCCCUCAUCCUUCGACAACCUUCACAGAUAUUUCGAUUAUACAAUGCAUAGUCGUGACCGGAGCUCAUAUCAAUAUGCGCUGCUCAACCUCGCCAUCCUUCAGGCUGAUUUCGGAUGCUAUGGAGAAGCUGUUUCUGCGAUGCAAGAGGCUGUCUCGAUUGCCCGAGAGUCCCACGAUAUGAACUGUCUAAAUUUCUGUAUGAGCUGGCUAUAUCACUUUGGCAAAGCCUUCCCUGAGCAGAUGAAAGACGUUCAGAAUACGGGAAUGCUCGGAAACGAGAAGGAAGGUCUUGCUUUCCUGAAGGCUAAAGCGAAGGAGACUGAGAUGUGGAGUCUGCUGAGCACUACAUUGCUGAGUGAAGCCAAACUCGAGCUGCAAAACGGGGAGAGUGUUGCAUCUUCCAUGGAAAAUAUCGUCCGGGCAUCACAUCUCAAUGUUACAAGAAAUUUGGUGACAUCAAUGGGCCCACAGCUUCUACUGCAGACUGCACUUUAUGCCAGAAUUGGUGUUACCCAUCUAUCGUGGUUGAGUAGCGAAAUAUUUCGUGAAUGCUACGCAAACAAGUCACCAUUCGAGGACUAUCUGAAGAGUACAUUCCGUAGCUGUCAACUGUUGGCGCAACAGGGUCGCUACGGUGAUAUCUCAUCUCAUAUGAAGCAGGUUACACCAGAGAAGCUACGAUCUCUUAGAGCGAAUCAACAAUGGACGUUCUUCUCUGGUAUACUGCGACUAAGGCGGCAUAUCUGUCGGGAUGAUAAAGUGGCAGCAGACUACCUACUCUCCCAGCUUCAAGCGAUUCAGCUCCCUGACAAUGACGCCUCUCUUCUCCUAUCUUUCCUUUUAAUCGAAUACAAAAUCCGACAAGGCGACUAUGGCCAGGCCUUGGACAUCGUCGAGCAUACGGCUCAAUCCAUGCACCAAGAUAACUUUGACAUCCAUUCUCAGGUGAAGCUGCUUUGCUUCAAAGCGCGCAUCUUCGAGAAAACGGGCCAUCCACAACGAGGCUUCUCCCUGGCGAUGCGAGCCGCCAGUAUCGCGCACCGCUCCCGGCUUUUCCCAGGUCUCUGGGAAGCAAUCUGCGUGCUUGGUGGAGUCCUGCUAAGUCUACGAGAAUUUGAAGCUGUGAACGAAAUGGUUGAGAGCAUCAUGCCUCAGGUCCUCGAGACCGACGACUGUGAUCUAGCGGCGCGGGCGUACUCGCUUCUCGUGGACGCAAAUAUGGGCAUGGCGGGUAAGGUGUGGAGUCAAGGACAGGACACGCCAGCUAAAAAGGAACACAUGAACCGUGCCCUUGGCUACCUCGACUGCGCCUACGACCAAUAUGAAGAAAUCGAAGAUAUCAAGGGACAAUGUGAGAUGAUGGCCAAGAAAGCCACGGUGAUGCACCUCACAGGCGACUUGGUCCUUGCGAAUGACUACGCGGCUAAGUACCUGGAUCUGCAGAAAUUGAAGUGA